Messenger RNA from Arachis stenosperma, 908 nucleotides. Its product is annotated as CASP-like protein 1C1. NCBI's taxonomy places the organism in Eukaryota, Viridiplantae, Streptophyta, Magnoliopsida, Fabales, Fabaceae. The record is from RefSeq and is a predicted model, not a curated record. The transcript has 3 exons. Bases 167 to 667 code for a protein of 166 amino acids.
GUGCACUAUCCCUGACUUUCCUUCCUAACUCUAAUCAUGGUCCCGAUAUUUCUUUUUUUGUAUACCUCAGCAUGCUAAAAAUUCAAAUUACUUUGCUUUCUAUUAAAUAUUUCACCCUUCCCAUUGACCCUUAUAGGAUUCAUUUUGCACCAAUUUUUGGUUCACCAUGGAAUCCAUUACCAAGGCAAGGAAAAUCUGCCACCUUCUGUUAAGGUUCUUGGCCUUUGGGGCAACCCUUUCAGCAGUUAUUGUCAUGGCUACUAGCCAUGAGAAAGCUAGUGUCUUAGUAUUUCAAUUUGAAGCAAAAUACACUAAUACCCCUGCUUUCAAGUACUUUGUGAUUGCAAACUCUCUAGUCACAGUUUAUGGAUUUUUAGUCCUCUUUCUUCCUCCGGAAAGCUUUCUUUGGCGACUCGCGGUAGCGACCGAUCUGGUGUUCACCAUGUUACUUGUGUCAAGCAUAUCUGCAGCAUUGGCCAUAGCUCAAGUUGGAAAGAAGGGAAACAGCCAUGCAGCUUGGCUACCAAUAUGCAACUCAGUCCCCAAAUUUUGCAAUCAAGUUACAGGAGCUUUAGUGGCUGGUGCCAUAGCAGUGAUCAUAUACAUGAUUCUUCUUUUGAAUUCCAUUCAUAGAGUAUUGGAUCCUCUUAUCUUGAGAAAAUGCUGAGAUGGAUUAUUAUAGUGCAAAGAAAUAUUAAUAGGGUGCUCCUUGGAACAUAAGGCAUAGUUAUAGUCUUCUAGAAGAGUGGAAUCAUAAGUUGAUGAAUCAACAGUGUCAAUUGUGUUUCUAAUAAGUGUAUUUUAAUUUUCAUAGAGGUGAGACUUUGGAUACUUUUUUGGGGGAGUAUUUGACUGUUUGUGUUAUAUUUACUAUACAUUUGCAAGUUUACUGGUUUGUUUUUUUUUUG